AUGGAUGAUGAUUUUGUUACUACUACGACUUCUACUGAUACUGAUUUGGUUACAACGAAGGAGUUUACUAUCGCAACGGACAAAAUAACUUCCAAUUCAACUGAAGCAACUAUAAAGAAACCAACUUUGAAAGGUGAAGAUGUAUUUACAGAAGCUUGUGUGAAAACUUGGCAAGGAUCUCGUAUCAAGGCAUGGGAAGGUCGUUACUUGAACCCUGAAGGAUAUUAUUACCGAUUUGUUAUUCCAGGUGAAGGACAACAAAAUGGUGGAUGGUCAAGUAAAGAACAUACAUUAUUCAUGAAUCGUUAUCAAGAGUGGAUAUCACAUGGAUGGAAAAUUGGUGCUUCUUGGGGACUAUUUAGUAAAGGUAUUCCUCAUCGUGUCGGAUAUCAAUGUAUGAACUAUUAUCGAAAACUCUUGGAAAAGAAAACUUUAAAGGAUGAUUCCUAUGAAAUUGUGGAUGGCAAAUUGAAACAAACACGAAAAGACAAGGCUCCUCCAGGUGAUGUGCCAGACACUGAUCUUGGUCCUGAAUGGGAUCACGAAGAUGUCAAGGAAGUCGAAAAGAAUGUCAAUUUAUGGUUAAAACAAUAUCACCAACGAUCCGGAUGGUAA
Messenger RNA from Halteromyces radiatus, 615 nucleotides. RefSeq lists its product as uncharacterized. NCBI's taxonomy places the organism in Eukaryota, Fungi, Mucoromycota, Mucoromycetes, Mucorales, Cunninghamellaceae. Bases 1 to 615 code for a protein of 204 amino acids. The transcript has 3 exons. The record is from RefSeq and is a predicted model, not a curated record.